Gavia stellata (red-throated loon) is the source of this 4852-nucleotide messenger RNA. RefSeq names its product WD repeat domain 7 (gene WDR7). Bases 33 to 4496 code for a protein of 1487 amino acids. Gene Ontology annotation, molecular function: protein binding. NCBI's taxonomy places the organism in Eukaryota, Metazoa, Chordata, Aves, Gaviiformes, Gaviidae. The record is from RefSeq and is a predicted model, not a curated record. Gene Ontology annotation, cellular component: cytoplasm. The transcript has 29 exons.
ACCGCCCCGGCGGGGACAGGCGUGAAAGCAAAAUGGCAGGAAACAGCCUUGUUCUGCCCAUCGUCCUGUGGGGCCGUAAAGCCCCCACGCACUGCAUAUCCACCCUGCUGCUCAUGGAGGAUGCGUCGAUGAUCGUCACGGGAUGCCAUGAUGGACAGAUAUGUCUCUGGGACCUUUCUUUGGAUUUAGAGAUUAAUCCCAGAGCUCUGUUGUUUGGUCAUACAGCCUCAGUUACUUGUUUAUCAAAGGCUUCUGCUUCCAGUGAAAAGCAGUAUAUAGUGAGUGCAUCAGAAAGCGGGGAGAUGUGUCUGUGGGAUGUGAAUGAUGGGAGGUGCAUAGAGUUUACUAAACUAGCCUGUGCACAUACUGGCAUACAGUUCUAUCAGUUUACAGUUGGGACUCAGCGUGAAGGGAGACUAUUAUGCCAUGGACACUAUCCAGAAAUUCUUGUUGUGGAUGCUACCAGCCUUGAAGUUCUUUAUUCUUUAUUGUCAAAGAUAUCACCUGACUGGAUCAGCUCUAUGACUAUCAUUCGAUCCAAUAGAACACAAGAGGAUACUGUUGUAGCGGUUUCGGUGACUGGCAUCCUGAAAGUAUGGAUAAUAACCUCUGAAGUUAGUCGGAUGCAGGAUACAACACCAGUAUUUGAAGAGGAGUCCAAACCUAUUUAUUGUCAAAACUGUCAAAGCAUUUCUUUCUGUGCGUUUACCCAGCGGUCGUUGUUGGUAGUGUGUUCCAAAUACUGGAGGGUUUUUGAUGCUGGAGACUAUUCCCUCUUAUGUUCAGUCCCUAGUGAAAAUGAUCAGACCUGGACGGGUGGCGACUUUGUGUCAGCUGAUAAAGUGAUUGUAUGGACGGAAGAUGGACAAAGUUUCAUAUAUAAAUUACCAGCCAGCUGUCUACCAGCUAGCGAUUCAUUUCGCAGAGAUGUGGGGAAAGCAGUAGAAAAUUUAAUUCCGCCUUUAUUGUACAGUGUGUUGGACAGAGCAGAUAAACAGCUACUAAUAUGUCCUCCAGUUACCCGAUUCUUCUAUGGACAUAGGGAGUUUUCUUAUAAACUGUUAAUCCAAGGAGACUCUUCAGGGAGACUGUGUAUUUGGAGUGUGCCUGAUACUCUUGAACAACAAGAUAGUGCAAAAGGACUGCAAACAACAACUUCAAUAUCCCUCCAGGAAGCUUUUGAUAAACUUACUCCUCGCCCUGCUGGGAUUAUAGACCAACUAAGCUUAAUACCAAACAUCAAUGAACCACUAAAAGUUACAGCCAGUGUGUAUAUCCCAGCACAUGGGCGUUUGGUUUGUGGUCGUGAAGAUGGAAGCAUUGUUAUUGUGCCAGCAACGCAAACUGCUAUAGUUCAGCUGCUGCAAGGAGAGCAUAUGCUUAGGAGAGGUUGGCCACCUCACCGGACUCUCCGAGGCCAUCGAAACAAAAUCACAUGUUUACUGUAUCCUCAUCAGGUUUCUUCUCGUUACGAUCAAAGGUAUUUGAUCUCAGGUGGUGUGGAUUUCUCAGUCAUCAUAUGGGAUAUAUUUUCUGGAGAGAUGAAACAUAUCUUCUGUGUACAUGGUGGAGAAAUUACACAGCUUCUAGUUCCACCAGAAAACUGUAGUGCAAGAGUCCAGCACUGUAUUUGCUCAGUUGCCAGUGAUCACUCAGUAGGGCUUCUGAGUCUGCGGGAGAAAAAAUGCAUCAUGCUGGCAUCCCGUCACCUUUUCCCUAUUCAAGUAAUAAAAUGGAGGCCUUCCGAUGACUAUCUGGUGGUAGGAUGUUCAGAUGGGUCUGUGUACGUCUGGCAAAUGGAUACUGGUGCGCUGGACAGGUGUGUGAUGGGAAUAACAGCAGUGGAAAUCCUGAAUGCCUGUGAUGAGGCAGUCCCAGCAGCUGUGGACUCCCUGAGCCAUCCCGCUGUCAACCUGAAGCAGGCCAUGACUAGGCGUAGCCUGGCUGCUCUGAAAAACGUGGCACAUCAGAAACUACAGACUCUUGCCACUAACCUGCUUGCUUCCGAAGCAUCUGAUAAGGGGAAUUUACCUAAAUAUUCACAUAACUCCCUGAUGGUUCAAGCUAUAAAGACUAACUUAACAGAUCCAGAUAUACAUGUGCUCUUCUUUGACGUAGAAGCCCUGAUUAUUCAGCUGCUGACUGAGGAGGCUUCCAGACCCAACACUGCACUCAUUUCUCCGGAGAAUCUACAGAAAGCCUCUGGUGGGUCUGACAAAGGAGGUUCCUUCUUGACUGGUAAACGAGCAGCCGUCCUCUUCCAGCAGGUCAAGGAAACAAUCAAAGAGAAUAUAAAAGAGCAUCUUCUUGAUGAUGAAGACGAGGAUGAAGAAUUGAUAAGACAGAGAAGAGAAGACGGUGACCCAGAAUAUCGCUCUAGCAAAUCUAAACCGUUAACUUUAUUAGAAUAUAAUCUAACCAUGGACACAGCAAAGCUUUUUAUGUCCUGUCUUCAUGCCUGGGGCCUGAAUUCUGUUCUAGAUGAGCUUUGCCUCGAUCGUCUUGGAAUGCUUAAGCCACACUGUUCAGUGUCCUUUGGCCUCCUGUCUAGAGGAGGCCAUAUGUCUCUGAUGCUUCCUGGCUAUAAUCAGCCUGUAGGCAAACCAUCGUAUGAUAGCGUGGAGUUAGGAAGGAAAAUGUCCAUUACAGAAGGACUGGGAAAGGGGACGUACGGUGUAUCGCGUGCUGUCACCACUCAGCAUCUCCUGUCUGUUAUCUCCCUGGCCAACACACUGAUGAGUAUGACCAAUGCAACUUUUAUCGGCGACCACAUGAAGAAAGGCCCAACCAGGCCACCUAGGCCAGGCACUCCUGAGAUGUCAAAAGCGAAGGCACCCCCUUCAAUUUCAAGUCACGCAGCCCAAGGACAAAUUAAGCAAGUUGCUCCUGCUGUUUCUUCUAGCACUGAAGCUGGUCACUCUGGCUCUGACACUGCUCCUACUUUACAUACCUGUUUCUUAGUCAAUGAAGGGUGGAGCCAGCUCGCUGCUAUGCACUGUGUAAUGCUCCCCGACCUGUUGGGACUGGAUAAAUUCAGACCUCCUCUUCUGGAGAUGCUGGCUCGCAGGUGGCAGGAUCGAUGCUUGGAGGUAAGAGAAGCUGCCCAGGCCUUAUUGCUAGCAGAACUGAGAAGAAUUGAGCAGGCAGGUCGGAAAGAAACCAUUGAUGCGUGGGCUCCUUAUUUACCACAGUACAUGGACAGCGUUAUAUCACCUGGAGUAACCACGGAAGCCAUUCAAACUGGCAGUGCAAGCCCAGAUUCAUUGGGAACAGAAGCAAAAGUUCAGGAAGAAGAGCAUGAUCUGGUUGAUGAUGACAUUGCGGCAGGUUGUCUGUCUGGUCUCCCACAAAUGAAAAAGAUAUCUACAUCUUAUGAAGAGAGACGGAAGCAAGCCACGGCCAUCGUCCUGCUGGGAGUGAUCGGGGCAGAAUUUGGAGCUGAAAUCGAACCUCCAAAACUUCUCACUCGACCACGUAGUUCCAGUCAAAUUCCUGAGGGAUUUGGUUUGACUAGUGGUGGAUCAAAUUAUUCCUUGGCAAGGCAUACCUGCAAGGCGCUGACGUUUCUGCUGCUGCAGCCGCCCAGCCCCAAGCUGCCCGCGCACAGCACCAUCCGCAGAACCGCCAUCGACCUCAUCGGCCGCGGCUUUACCGUCUGGGAGCCCUACAUGGACGUCUCCGCCGUGCUGAUGGGCCUGCUGGAGCUCUGUGCUGACGCGGAGAAACAGCUUGCUAACAUCACAAUGGGGCUGCCCCUGAGCCCAGCCGCUGACUCUGCCCGCUCAGCACGGCAUGCUCUCUCCCUCAUCGCCACCGCCAGACCACCCGCCUUCAUCACCACCAUCGCCAAGGAGGUGCACAGACACACUGCCCUCGCAGCGAACACGCAGUCUCAGCAGAAUAUUCACACCACCACUCUUGCUCGGGCCAAAGGAGAGAUCCUGAGAGUCAUUGAGAUACUAAUUGAGAAGAUGCCUACCGAUGUUGUGGACCUUCUUGUGGAGGUUAUGGACAUCAUCAUGUAUUGCCUUGAAGGAUCUUUAGUUAAGAAAAAGGGUCUUCAGGAGUGCUUUCCAGCUAUCUGCAGGUUCUACAUGGUCAGCUAUUACGAGCGGAGUCACAGAAUAGCAGUGGGAGCUCGCCAUGGUUCAGUGGCCCUCUACGACAUCCGGACUGGGAAAUGUCAGACUAUCCAUGGCCAUAAAGGACCGAUAACUGCAGUGGCUUUUGCCCCCGAUGGCAGGUACCUCGCCACGUACUCCAAUUCUGACAGCCACCUCUCCUUCUGGCAGAUGAACACCUCUCUCCUGGGGAGCAUCGGCAUGCUGAACUCCGCGCCCCAGCUCCGCUGCAUCAAAACCUACCAGGUGCCCCCAGUCCAGCCGGCCUCGCCGGGCUCCCACAACGCCCUCAGGCUGGCACGGCUCAUCUGGACCUCCAACCGGAACGUCAUUCUCAUGGCUCACGACGGCAAGGAGCAUCGCUUUAUGGUCUAGGCCGGGAGAAGGAAGGCGACGGCGCUGGGGAACGUGCUCCUUGCGUGGCGCAGCAGAAGCGGGGGAUCAGUAACACUGUGAUGGUGCUCCUCGGCCAGAGCCGCAGCGGCAGGAAUCAAACCAGGCUUUGCAGCCGGGCUGAACCCAGCCCCUUCCUCGCUGGAUGUUGAGUUCACGCAGCAGCCCUCAUUAAACACGUUUUUCCUUUGGAGACUCUCGCAGAAUCUCAGUGUUUACCAAAAAGGCUCGUGUUUACAUGUACUUUCUCCUAGUGACCACUGAAUGAUGGCGGGUGAUGCACCUUAGAGCUAGGCACUCGGGUUUCUUACUGAGGGGCUCAUGCCUCGGGAUGGGGA